AUGCUUCUCUCAAUUUUUAUAUUCCUCCUGAAGAUUCCCUACAGUAACCAUCAAACUGUCUCCUAUGUGGCAGCAUCCGUAAAUCCACCCCAUGGAUGUCCGAAUUUUGGACUAUGCACUUCUGUGACAACUACACUGAUUUCCAGUACAAAUGUGUCUACAGUAUACGAGUACGGUUGUGCACCGGACAAUUGUUGGUGUAUUGAUGGAACUACAAACGGGACCUUGCCUUGUGAUACGAUCGAAGACCAAUGUAGUGGUGAUCCUUGUGGAAAUCCAACCAAUUUCCUAUGCACUUCGAAAAUCGACGGUCACGAAUGUUCCUGUCAACCAGGCUUCACCGGAUCCAAUUGUGAUUCAGAAGUCGGAACGGUUUGCGCUUCGGCACCCUGCCGAUCAGGUGCCACUUGCCAAGUGUCAGAUAACUCGACAACCGGAUACACCUGUAAAUGCACUGAUAAGCAAUUUGGAGAUAAUUGUGAAUUCGACAAAAUCUGUGCAAUUGCAAAGUGUUGGAAUGGUGGAAACUGCUCAAGCAUUCUAGACGAUUCUAAUUACUACUGUACAUGUCCAGAUGAUUGGCAGGGGAGAAAGUGUGAAGUAGCAAAUACGAUUAAGGUGGCCCCGGUAUUCGAUGGAUGCUAUAAAUAUGAUUAUGUAACGAUUGGAGCACUACAAACAAAAUACAGUGAUAAUCAGAUGACAUCUGCGAAAUGCAAUAAUUUCGCGCAGACUCAGAGUAAAACCAUGAACUAUUUGACAAUCUGCGGUCAAUGGUGCAUGGUAUCUGAAUCCCCAAUUGCAAAUGACACUUCAAAUAUGAACAAUGAUUGUAAAACUCCAUGCGGUGGAAAUAGUUCAGAAUAUUGUGGAAAAUUGAACCAAAGAUGUAUUGUGUAUGAAGCAGGGACUGUUGAAAUGGACCCGAACCCCUGCACCAACACGUCUCUAUGCAAUGCGGACAUUGGAAAUGGGGUGUGCGUGAAUUGGGCGGAUACCGUAACCGAUGGAUACGCAUGUGCUUGUGGACCGUUUUGGACGGGAAGAGAGUGUGAUACCCCUGUCCCACCAGCUUGUGACCCAAGUCCGUGUAUCAAUGGGACAUGUGUCACCAACCAGCAGUAUAAUAAAUAUACAUGCGAUUGUGAUCCCGGAUUCUUUGGAACAGAGUGUCAAUAUUCCGAUGUGUGCACAGCUUCUACAUGUCUGUACGGUGGGACUUGUGAAGAAACCAACAAUGGAGGAUACAAAUGUGAUUGCUUAGAUCCCUAUUUCGGGAAUAAUUGUGAAGAAAUCAACCGUUGCGAUUACGGUGAUCCGUGUGUGAAUGGAAAGUGUACAACUACAGUAAACGGGAUCACUCCGGAUUUCACAUGCGAUUGUGAUGAUGGAUGGACUGGUGUCAAUUGUGAUACAACUAUGCCAUCCGGAGCAACACAUUGGCCCCCGGCACCAUCGGAAGCAGAAACGAAGGAGAAACGAAGCCUUUUAGCAAAUAAACGAGACAUAAAGAUGACUUACUCCGGUUUCUUUGUUUUGAGAAUGGGAAAGAAGAAGAAGGUGGGAGAGAAGGGAUCUGCUUGA
Caenorhabditis briggsae is the source of this 1584-nucleotide messenger RNA. RefSeq names its product Protein CBR-TAG-336 (gene Cbr-tag-336). Lineage: Eukaryota; Metazoa; Nematoda; Chromadorea; Rhabditida; Rhabditidae. The coding region runs from base 1 to 1584 and encodes 527 amino acids. The record is from RefSeq and is a predicted model, not a curated record. Gene Ontology annotation, molecular function: calcium ion binding. The transcript is spliced from 10 exons. Gene Ontology annotation, biological process: establishment or maintenance of epithelial cell apical/basal polarity; heterophilic cell-cell adhesion. Gene Ontology annotation, cellular component: protein-containing complex; plasma membrane.